AUGGGUCCCUGCAUCCACCCGGUGGCAACGAGAGCAGCUGCAGCCGGUGCUGCAGAAGAGCAAGUCUGGGGCAUUUGCAUUUUGUUCCUGCUUCAUCUUGUGGCAGGAAACAUGUUAUUCAAUUCUGACCCGACAUUCACGACCCAAAUUGGCCCAGAACUCAAAGAUCUGUGGAUGAAGGACUCCGACUCGACAGAUACCGACCUCUGUCUUUCGAACAAAUCUAAUCUGUAUCGUGGUGUGCCAAUUAAAGGUAGAAGCACUGGUCCACAGCCCCGGAAAACAAACAAAACUGAUUGUAUGUACUGUACAUGUACGGAGUACAUUCACAGAAGAAAUAUGAAAGAGUCCGGCAAGCAUUCCAUUAUCCAAAAGAAUGCCUUCCACCAUUUGAUGGACUGCAGCAUAUUCCAAGCCAGCGCAAAGUUACUCCAAGAGAACUCUAGUACACAUGAGUAA
Messenger RNA from Blastomyces dermatitidis ER-3, 459 nucleotides. RefSeq lists its product as uncharacterized. The record is from RefSeq and is a predicted model, not a curated record. NCBI's taxonomy places the organism in Eukaryota, Fungi, Ascomycota, Eurotiomycetes, Onygenales, Ajellomycetaceae. The coding region runs from base 1 to 459 and encodes 152 amino acids. The transcript has 3 exons.